Messenger RNA from Mustela erminea (ermine), 3533 nucleotides. It is a transcript of the gene CDKL1, whose product is annotated as cyclin dependent kinase like 1. The record is from RefSeq and is a predicted model, not a curated record. Lineage: Eukaryota; Metazoa; Chordata; Mammalia; Carnivora; Mustelidae. The transcript has 10 exons. Gene Ontology annotation, cellular component: nucleus. The coding region runs from base 227 to 1288 and encodes 353 amino acids. Gene Ontology annotation, molecular function: cyclin-dependent protein serine/threonine kinase activity; ATP binding. Gene Ontology annotation, biological process: protein phosphorylation.
AGCCGGGGGCGGGGGCCCGUUCCCAUAGGGAUUGCGGCCCGGGUGGCGGCGGGCACAGCCGCGAGAGAGACGGCGAGGCGGGAGCAGGGCCAGGCCCGGCAGCCGCGGCGCCGUGCUUGACGAAGAGCCAUCGUUGAGUGGGGCUCUAGUUCAGUCUGUUCGAGCCAGUAAUCUGUGUGUGACAUUUUCAAACUAUGUGAAGAUCCGUUUUAAGAUUUAUUCCUCUAUGAUGGAGAAGUAUGAAAAAAUUGGGAAAAUUGGCGAAGGAUCCUAUGGAGUUGUUUUCAAAUGCAGAAACAGGGACACGGGUCAGAUUGUAGCCAUCAAGAGAUUUCUGGAAUCAGAAGAUGACCCUGUCAUAAAGAAAAUCGCCCUUCGAGAAAUCCGCAUGCUCAAGCAACUCAAGCAUCCCAACCUUGUGAACCUCAUCGAAGUCUUCAGAAAGAAGCGGAAGCUUCACCUGGUGUUUGAGUACUGUGACCACACAGUUCUCCAUGAGUUGGACAGACACCAAAGAGGGGUACCAGAACAUCUUGUGAAGAGCAUAACUUGGCAGACAUUACAAGCUGUAAAUUUUUGCCAUAAACACGAUUGCAUACAUAGAGAUGUGAAGCCAGAAAAUAUCCUUAUCACAAAACAUUCAGUGAUUAAGCUCUGUGACUUCGGAUUUGCUCGACUUUUGACUGGCCCAAGUGACUACUACACAGACUACGUGGCCACCAGGUGGUACCGUGCCCCUGAACUCUUGGUGGGGGACACACAGUAUGGGCCCCCAGUAGAUGUUUGGGCAAUUGGCUGUGUCUUUGCGGAGCUGCUGUCAGGGAUGCCUCUGUGGCCUGGAAAAUCAGAUGUGGAUCAGCUAUAUCUGAUCAGGAAGACCUUGGGAGAUCUCAUUCCUAGGCACCAACAAGUAUUUAGCACAAAUCAGUACUUCAGUGGGGUGAAAAUUCCAGACCCUGAAGAUAUGGAGUCACUUGAAUUAAAAUUUCCAAACAUCUCUUUUCCUGCCCUGGGGCUCUUAAAGGGCUGCCUCCACAUGAAUCCUGCCGAGAGAUGGACAUGUGAACAGCUGUUGCAGCAUCCCUAUUUUGACAGCAUCAGAGAAAUGGGCGCUUUGGCCAAAGAGCUUGAUGGGCCACUAAGGAAGACCCUGAGACAGAGCCGAAAGCACCUGCCUGGGUUGCAGGCCCUUCCUCAGCUGACCAGCAGCGGCUUCCUUCCAGCUUUGGAUAAUAAGAAGUACUACUGGAAUAGGAAGAAAAUGAACUACCAAUUUCCAAACAUUUAAGGAGCUUGGAGCUAGAUGAUGAAAAAGGAGUUAGUCAAUGAUUUGGAGAAAAUGAAACAUAUACAUUUGUUUGAAAACAAUCACCAUGUCGAAAGGAUACCAGGAGAAAACACAAGUCACAAACCGGGGGAGGCCACCUGGCAGAAGAGAAAGGAAACUUCCAGAGGCAGCCUUCCAGGCUUCACGAUGGUGACCAGAACAGAAAUACUUGUUUGGAUUUUCACUUGCAUUUUUGUUGUAUCUAAGUAGCUGAGCUAAUGGACAGAAAUAUAAACUGUACCUACUAUCCCUAUCUUUGGCAAAAUUAGAAAUGUAGGAAGGAUUUAUGCUUUUAUUGUACCAUACGCAACAAGUGAGAAGUGGAUUACAAAAUACCCAGAUGUAUUUCUUGCAGAGAUUUGCCUUGAGUCCUAUACCCUGCCUUUUCAGACUGUCUCAACAUCGUAUUUAAGAAGUUUUAGUUCCUGAAAUCAAAAUGCUUAUAAUUCUAUUUCCUGCUUGCUCUAUAUUUAGAUUUUCAUAUUUUUAAAACAUUUUAGACUAUUGAAGAGUCUUUCAAAAUAAUUAAAAUCAUGGAUUAUCGUAACAGCAUUAUUUGCUUGCAUAUUUAAUGUAACAAAUGUCUACAUUUGUAGACAUUUGUUACAUAUACUUUUGUCAUUACCUUUAGUAAAGGCUGCACCUUAGUCAUUUUUGCAGGCAGGAUGGGUUUUUAUAACCCCUCCCCAGGUGACCCAGUUCCCUUUACGAACUGGUGUGAAGCCUGGCAGCUGACUAAGGCUUGAAUCAAGGGGUAGAACAAGACCUACAGGCUUCACGGGAAGUGAGCCUAUCAGCCUGAAAGUAAUUAGUUCUUCAUUCUCUCCAGCUCCGCCUCAGGCUUGGAGACAGAUUUACAGGCAGGACUAUCUAUAAUGAUCUGGGCUCUGCAAGAAGUUGCUUGUUGAGUUCUUCUUUGGACCAUGAAAGACUUUAGGUUGUACACUGAUAUUGUCCUGGAAAUAACCUUUGAUAUUGUAUGUGUGUGUAUAUAUACACAUAUAAAUACAUACACAUAUGUGUGUAUGUGUAUAUAUAUAUACUGUGCUAAGAAUUGGCAACAACUGUUAAGAAAGUAGUCCAAAACGAUUCUGAGUAUUCUUAGCUUUGUAUCAUGAUACUUAACAUGAUGACAUGUUAUUAGCUUUGACUUGGCCUGCGCCUCCUAUUCCAAAAGAUUUUUCAUCCUCAUCCCCUGAACACAAGGGCAGGAUGAAGCUCACAUCUGUUUCUUGUAGCUCACUGCCAGUUUUGGUUGGUGUGCUGCUGCUGCUGUUUCCUCAGUGGUUCCCAGCCAUGGUCUUUGAAAAGGUAUUAUACUGUCUCUUCAAAACCUUCUCCUCUUCUCUUAUUAGUUUACUGCUCUAGUAACUUCCUUCAUGACAGCAUUUGUCUUUAUUCACUUACUGCUAAGUAACUCACCAAAUUCAGGCAUCUGUUCAAUAAUUUUGGCUACUUCAGCCAGUUUAAUGAUAUCCUAAGACUCCCUGAUGUGUGUAGCUUCUUGCAAAGAGCUGACCCUGGGUUAAAUACCAGUCGCAGCAGUAUCUAAUUCUUCUUAUUUGGCUUUGAUUCAAAUGACAAGGAAGGACAUCCCACUUCUGUUUACAUUUUCUGUUUUCCUUUUUAACCCAAAACAAUGCAUUUGACGAGGCAGAUGGCUGUAACUGCCUAAUUCAUUCCGUAGUUUUAUAGAAAACCAUUCAGAAUAUAAAAGUAGUUCUGGACUAAAUUGCAGUGAAUCAGUUGCCUCACCACACAAUAAUCAAAUCCGAGAUGGAAGCAUUCAUUUUUUCUAAUGAGUUCUAUUAAAUAUGUACCAAUGCUUAAUUUAACCACAUCUGUAAUCCUUCGUCCAGCACGGAAUCACCGUUUCACAUGAUACUGUUCUAUAGCUUAGUCUUUUUUUUUUUUUAAUUUACUGUGUUCUGAUUUUAUAAUUGACAGUGAAAAUUUUAUUUAUAAAUAGUAUAUCAUUUAUGGCAUGUGCUAUUUACAUAAGCUGGCUUCUAAACACAACAAAAAUUCAUUUUUUUCCCAAAUGCUGCAUCAUACACUGUUUAUUUUAAAACUAUUUCUAGUCAAGGUUAUAGUUAAGAGUAUAAUGUUCAAACCAAACAUACAGAAAUCUACAAACAAGUUGGCAUAUCAUUAAUAGUAAUAGAACCAGGGCCAUUUCAGGGUAAAAAUAAAGAUCUGUUUUUAU